UUUACGAAGAGAUUAGAACAACCCUGCUGCAUUUAUCUUUUGUAGCCCUACCGAUUAAUGGUGGAGUUUGGAGAGCAAAAAUUGGUAUGGAGCAGAUGUUGAUAAGUUUAUCAGGUCGUAUACGACUCUGGACAUACCUCUCCAUGGCUGGCUGGCUAACUCUAAACAUUUGCCUGACGAACAUUAAUAAAUGGCUUUUCAUGAGUUAUGGCUACCCGUAUCCACUUCUUGUCACCGCCCUUCACAUGCUCUUCACGGCCGUCUUCGGAUUUGUCAUCAUCCGCUUCACUCCUUUCGGGGCCGCCUACGGGGAAGGCAACGCCCGUUUGAAAGUCGCCCCACAUCUCACACCAAAAAUCUUCAUUCUGAGUGUGGUAUCAACUGUCAGUAUUGCCUGUGGAAACAUCGCCUUAAAACAUUUAUAUGUGUCGUUUGUGAAGAUGAUUAUGGCGAUGACGCCUCUAGCUACUGUUGUCAUAUCUAAAGUAUUAUUUGGAAGAGAGUUUGAUCAGUUUAUAUAUUUGUCCAUGCUACCUCUGUGCGUUGGAUCUUUCCUGUGUACCAUUGGCGAGGUGAAUUUUAGUGUCUUUGGAUUCAUAGCUGCUUUCACUGCUACUUUAUUAAGGGCCGGUAGAUGUGCACUUCAAGGUGUGUUACUGAAGGAUGAGCGAAUCGACUCCGUUCGUCUCCUCUACCAUAUCUGCAUUCCAAGUUUCUUCCAACUGGGCGUGGCUUCUCUCGUCUUCGAAGGAGGUGCACUCUGGGAUCCUAGGCUGAGUACGAGUAUUGAAUUGUGGACCCUCAUUUUCCUGAGCUGUAUAUGUGCUGUAGGAUAUAACAUCAUGACCUUCCUCGUCACCUAUUAUACAUCACCAGUCACACUACAGGUAUUGGGAAACAUCAGUAUUGUGUUGACAGUAGGUCUGUCCCUACUCAUAUUCCAGAAUGAGAUCUCUAUCCUCAGUGUCGUUGGUAUUGCUUGCAUUGUUCUUGGAAGUAUUAUGUACCAGGAGGCAGAUGUGGCAAGACAGUUCUUCCAUCGCAUCAUGUAACAAUGGCUGUCAUCCUUUAGUUAGUUAAUCAGUGACACCUAUAUAUAAGGACCACUCAAGGAAGAUAAAUGGUUGUCAAAAUUUAUGAGCAGGUGAUUGACUUUAUGGACUAGUACCUGUUAUGCAUAUUUCAGUGGAAGAUACUAUUCUAGGAUACCAAAUUUGGGGUCUUUUUAGUUAGACAGGUGGUUCUUACUAGACUACUUGUAUGUAGGUGGUCGUAAGUGCAGGUUUGACUGCCAUUACCUCCCACUUACCUGCUUAGAGGGAUGCUUAAACCUGAGAUUAAUAUGAAUUGAACAAGCAGAAUAGAACUAAGUAAAUUUAACACUUCAGCAAAUAAAUCAAAUUAUAAUAACCAAAUUUUAACGGAACAAAGUUUUGCAAAUAUUCAUGCUUGUCACUGCGAAUAUGCAAUGAAUAUAUAAGCUCAUGAAAUAAUCUCUUCAUUUAUGAAAUUACAAUUCUGAUUAGAAACAGGUUUGAUUCAUUUAUAUGAUAUUCAUUCACUGAAACCUGUUGUUACAAAUGGGGAUAUUAUCUACACAAUUUGUGAAAACGAAAAUAUGAAGACUUCAUAACAAAUUAUGAAGGAAAGCAGGGACAUCAGCUCGGUGAGUGCAUAUUAUUCAUUUCAUCAAUAAUGCAUAAUGUAAUACUACCAAAUAUUUUAAUAUAAUUUCGAUAUUCCCCAGUGUUUUGCUCAAUUAAUUUUACUGAAAUUAUAUAGUAUUGAAUUCCGGCUAGAUUUUCCCUCUUAAAAUGCCAAAGGAAUUGCAGGUUUAUGAGAUUAAGGUUGUUAUACCAUAUCCAGAGUGAGAAUUUAAACCUUGUGAAAUUAAAUUUUCACAAAAUAAAUUGAGAAUUAUAUUUUCAAAUAUCAUAAAACAAAACUAUUCAAGUCAACUUGUCAGUUUAAUAUACAUUAUUUGAAAAAUCCAAAAGAAAGUGUGAAUUAUAUUAUUCACAAGUGUUCCGAUUCAUGAUCCCUUACCUUCACCCCUAUCCAAAUUAUAUUCUGUAGUACAUUAAACCUUCCGAAAAUAAUGUAUAUAUGAUUUUUUUUAAUCAUGUUCAGCUAUAUUGAAAAUUGUGAAUGCCUACCUCAGUCAUGUUCAUUCUUUUGGGGAGAUAUAAUUUUGAAGUAACCAUAUCUGUCAAUCAUCAGAAUGUGCCAAAAUAACUCAUUCAGGACAAGGUAACAACACUCAUUAUGUGGUUUGUCCUAAUACAUGUAACUUCAUGUAGAAACCUAAAAAUCAAGCAUCAGGGAAAAGAGUAAUAAUGAUAGAAAAUAUGUACAAGCUUACUGCCUCAUUAUCUUUUCUUCAAUACUGGCAUACUUGAAAGUAAUUACUAAGAUCAUUAAAUUGGCAAUGCCAUGUAAUGUAACUUGGCAAAUUUCUAACAUAUUGAGACAAUCAUCCUUUCUUUAUUUCUAAUACAUGAAAGAUGUAGCAAUGAAAGAAAAAUAUGAAUGUUGCCAAUUUGAAGACCCAGUAAGGUUCCAAAUGUUACUUUGUCCUGGAUGAGUUUAAAUGUAGGUACAAGAUAUACUCUGGAUCAAUGCAAUGCAAAAUGUAACUGUCUUUAGGGACAUUUCUCACAAUUGGUCAUUAAUGUGAUGCCAUCAAAGUCUGAUCCCAAGAAAGGCUUUAAUUUGAAUCAAUAUUGAUCUUUUCGAUUACAAGAUGUAGAUUAUUUAAAUUUCAAGUACCAGCUAAGCAGUUUUUUUUUUGGGUGAAAUUUUGUACAUCAUUUGCCUUUGUUUUAUUUGAAUUUCUACUUUAAAUUGCAUUGUAUUCACUAAAUUAGUAAGUUCUCGUGUGCUAUUUGAUACAUGUAGGGUAUCAUUUUACUCUAUUAUUGCUGGUACAAACAUUUUUAAGGUCAAAAUAUGUUUUGAGAAGAUUGAUAGUACAUGCAAGUACGUGUAUCGUCCAUGUGUCCAAAGAGAAAUUGUAUACUAUGAUACCUUUAAUAAAAUUAUUAUUAUUAUAGGCUAUGUUCUCUUGUGCAAAAUACAGCAAAAAAUUGCUUAAAUGUGUGAACAGUGAUGAGUGAUUGUAUGAAAAUAUUUACAGUUAAAGAUUUUUAAAUGCUAAGAAUGAUAACAUUCUAAGUAUUUGGUCACACAAAAUUUUCAGAGAUCAAUAUUCCUAAGAUUCUGAAUGUAUAGUGUUUUAAUUAAGUUUCCAUACUGGUAUAUUGUGAUUUUGACAGCAUACACGCACCAAAAAAU
Lytechinus variegatus (green sea urchin) is the source of this 3294-nucleotide messenger RNA. It is a transcript of the gene slc35e4, whose product is annotated as solute carrier family 35 member E4-like. Gene Ontology annotation, molecular function: antiporter activity. Bases 87 to 1052 code for a protein of 321 amino acids. The record is from RefSeq and is a predicted model, not a curated record. NCBI's taxonomy places the organism in Eukaryota, Metazoa, Echinodermata, Echinoidea, Temnopleuroida, Toxopneustidae. The transcript has 3 exons. Gene Ontology annotation, cellular component: Golgi apparatus.